AUGACCGAAAGGGCUAAGCUGAUCUCAGCAUUCACUUGCCCAUUUGGGCAUUUCCAAUGGGGAUUCGUGCGGCUAUCACCCGAAGAGGAAGCACUUGUGGAUCAGGACGUGUUAGACUACCUGAGGUUGAACUCUCAGGUGCCAGGUGACAAAAUGGAUGUGGAACGCAUGACACCGUUAGUGGAGCAAAUGACGGUUUUCAGGAGCAACAUCCCCACGCCAUCCCAAAUGGGGCGAGGCUUGGGGCGCAGUUCGUAUAUUGACGACAUCGUGCAUGGAGGUGCCCCGUGGAAUCAACUAUGCGGCGACCUGGAUGCGCUGCUCUAUCGGUUACGUUACUGGGGUAUCUCAGUUAGUUUGCCGAAAAGCGAAUUCGGGAAGCGUGUCAUACCGUACCUUUCUCACGAAAUCGGUGCUGAAGGAAUACGUGCUAUCCCGAAAAUCGUAAAAGCCAUUCAGGAGCUGCCCUUUCCGUCUUUCCUGAAAGGAGUCCAGUCAUUCCUAGGCAGUCUGAAUUACUACCACAAAUUCAUCGAAGACUAUGCCGAGGUAGCUGCGCCACUCUAUGAGUUGACAGAAGAUCAAGUGCGUGCAGGACGAGACCUAUCUCGAGCGAAGGAAACUUUCGAGACCCUGAAAAGGAAGAUUACCGCCUGUGCAGUUCUCGGACAAAUACAUGACGGACUUGGUCAAUCUGUCCGAUUCACGGGGCGCGUCCUGAAUGACGCCGAGCUCAAGUAUCAUAUUGCUGAGAAGGCAGUUCUGGCUGUAAUGCGGGUUCUCCAUGUAUUCAAGCACCUGAUCGAAUGUUGCCCUUUGGUAACCUACACCCGACGUUCAGUGUUGAAGUGGGUCAUUAAUUCCAAGACUGCCGAAAGCCGUCUGGUGCCAUGGGGCUUUGCUCUCUCACAGUAUGACCGGGAAAUCCGGAAGGUUUGUCGAGAUGAGGAUGGUUUAGCCGCCAUUAUGGGUACAGGCAUUACUCCCAGGGAGCAAUUGGACGAAGUUGCCGCAGUACUCAUUCCAGCCAAGGGGCGCGUUAAACUACCUCCAGUCUAUUCCGGAGUAGUCCUGAGUUUCGAUGGUGCGGCCAAAACUUCCACGAGGAAGGGCAGUUGUGGAUGCAUUCUGUGGCAGCUACCUGAAUGGAAGGUUUUGGAUGCUCGAGAAUACAUCCUCGAUGGAGUCACCGUCAACGACGCAGCGUAUUUUGGACUGCUUAAGGGGCUUGUAAUGGCUUUGGGAAGGGGAAUUCAGGAUAUCGUGGGUGACUCGAGAAUUGUGAUUCAACAAGUCCAAGGCCUGAUUAAUUGUAAUCAGCCUAACCUACAAAGGAUACUAGCUGAAUACGAAACCCUGAAGAGACGUUUCCAGACGGUCCGAUUAGUACACAUGAAGCGUGAGUUCAACCAGGCCACUGAUUACCUGGUGUCGAAGACCCUUGUCCAAGGUGAGGCCUGGACUGUUCAGGAUGAUCUCGAGAAACGACACGUGGAAGUAGUGUCUAAGAUUCACGAGCAGUUGGUGAAACCGUCGGAAGGCACCGACACUCAAGUUCGCAGUGGAGAUCCCAUACAAGAUUCUGGUAAAGAAGAUGGCAAUUCGGGAAUGAGAUACGGUCCUGGCCCCGAGUGUGCCCCUCUCUCUUCUGCCGCCCGAGUCAUGACGGUACUCACGAGAUCGCGAGCUCAAGAAGCUGACGGGAACAAAAUUCCGCCGAUGGGGACACUAGAAUUUCAGGCUGAACGCUGGAGACGGAUCAGGGUGCAUCAAGAGGAUGAUGAGUAUCUAGCAGAGCUCAGGGCAUUCCUCAAUGAUGACCUUGACAAAUUCUCACCCUCACGUCUCAAGAAGAUCAGUAAGGCCGCAGACCGGUUCGUUCUGGAUGACCGAGGAAUAUUGUAUAGACUCCCACACUCUCUUCGCGGAAGGCCACAAGAUGCCGUGGAUAAUCUGAGACUGGUAGUCCCGAGUUUACUUCGAGCAGAUAUGUUGCAUGAAGAAUAUCAAGGUGGACACCAAGGAAUCACCAGGACUCAUGAGAGGCUACGUACCGAAUUCUACUGGCCCGGUACGUACGCGGAUGUCCAACGCUUCGUGAAGGAGUGUGUAUAUUGUGCCAGCGGGAAAGGAGAUCCCCCGAAUGCUGGACCCUCCCCAGAGGAUAUUGAACCAAGAUGUCCAUUUGAGACAGUCUCUAUGGAUUUCGUGACUCACAUGCCCGAGGGAACACUUUCCUCUUGCUAUUUGAGGACAUGUUGUCGGGUUACGUGA
Phytophthora megakarya is the source of this 2274-nucleotide messenger RNA. NCBI's taxonomy places the organism in Eukaryota, Oomycota, Peronosporomycetes, Peronosporales, Peronosporaceae. The record is from the annotation of a GenBank genome assembly.